AUGUUCAACCAGAACGCAUACGGCCAGUACUCGUCCUCAUCUGGCGGUAACGAGCCGCUCGCGUUCUACCAGGGCGGGUCGAACUAUGGCGGAUAUUCCAGCCAGCAGAGUGGGGGAAUGGGUUCCAUGGGCUCCAUGGGCGGGGGAGGAUACGCGAGCGGGAACAUGGGGAACAUGGCGGGCGGGCGGAUAUCAACCGGUGGCGAGGGGAGAUGGUGGGAGGCAUUUGGGACUGGCGGCCUCGAGGGUGAGCCAAGUUUGAUGCAAGAACUCGGCAUUGAUCCCGGACACAUCCUGCAAAAGUCGCUCACUGUUCUGAAUCCUUUGGGCAAGAUCGACACGCACAUUAUGGACGACGCGGACAUGGCGGGUCCGCUCGUCUUCUGCUUUGCGUUUGCAUUCGUGUUACUCCUCUCGGGCAAGCCCCAGUUUUCUUACAUCUACGGCGUCGGGUUGCUGGGGACCAUCUCGAUCUACACCCUCCUCAACCUCAUGAGCGACUCAGGAAUCGAUGCAUACCGCACCGCCAGUGUGCUCGGGUACUGCCUCCUCCCAAUGGUUGGGUUGGGCGGCCUCGGCAUCGGACUGGGCAUGGACACAGCAGUCGGUGGGGUCCUCAGCAUCGUGAGCGUUGUGUGGUGCACGUACGCCGCUAGCACGAUCUUUGUGGCCGUCCUCCGCAUGGACCGCCAGCGCCUCCUCGUCGCGUAUCCCGUCGGACUGUUCUAUGGGUGCUUUGCUCUUCUCAGCAUAUUCCAGGUCGCCAAGUAG
Messenger RNA from Cutaneotrichosporon cavernicola, 771 nucleotides. RefSeq lists its product as uncharacterized. The coding region runs from base 1 to 771 and encodes 256 amino acids. The record is from RefSeq and is a predicted model, not a curated record. The transcript has 3 exons. Gene Ontology annotation, cellular component: trans-Golgi network; membrane. Lineage: Eukaryota; Fungi; Basidiomycota; Tremellomycetes; Trichosporonales; Trichosporonaceae. Gene Ontology annotation, biological process: vesicle fusion with Golgi apparatus; endoplasmic reticulum to Golgi vesicle-mediated transport.